Pistacia vera is the source of this 1102-nucleotide messenger RNA. Its product is annotated as cytosolic sulfotransferase 12-like. Lineage: Eukaryota; Viridiplantae; Streptophyta; Magnoliopsida; Sapindales; Anacardiaceae. The transcript has a single exon. The coding region runs from base 9 to 980 and encodes 323 amino acids. Gene Ontology annotation, molecular function: sulfotransferase activity. Gene Ontology annotation, biological process: sulfation. Gene Ontology annotation, cellular component: cytoplasm. The record is from RefSeq and is a predicted model, not a curated record.
CCCUUCCAAUGGAAAAAUGCUUACAGAAUCCUUCCUCAUCUUCAUCUUCAUCUUCUACCUCAUUUGAUGACCUUCCAAGAGAGAAAUGGUGGGGACUCCAAGAUACUCUCUAUCAAUGGGAAGGGUUCUGGUAUAUACUUCCUCACCUUAAAGCUGCUAUUGCUGCGAGGUCCAACUUUGAGGCUCGUGAUGAUGAUAUUCUCCUAGCUUCCUCCAUGAAGACAGGUACCACUUGGCUCAAGGCUCUUAUACCAUCCAUCAUCAACCAUAAUCCAGGAGGAGAAGAAGAACAAGAAGAUCCUCUGCUCAGAAAACAUCCCAAUGAGCUCAUGCCGUCAUUUGAAGUACAACUUUUCAAAGAAAAUCCAAAUCCAGAUCUUUCAGGUAUGCUCUCUCCAAGACUAUUUCGAACUCACAUGCCAUACACAAUGCUCCCAGAGUCCGUAAAAAAUUCUGGAUGCAAAAUUGUGUAUAUCACACGAGAUCCUAAGGACACAAUCGUGUCAUUAUGGCACUUUUCUAACAAUAAUUUACCGCCAGAACGGUACCCUGUAGCUGUAAGUGAAGCCUUUGAGAGCUUUUGCAAAGGUGUUCAUUCCUACGGGCCUUUCCAUGAUCAUGUUUUAGAGUAUUGGAAGGAAAGUCAAAAGAGACCUGGGAAGAUACUUUUCUUGAAAUAUGAAGAGAUGAAGCAAGACACAAAAGGGCAAGUUCAAAAAUUGGCUUCGUUCCUUGGAAAGCCUUUUGUUAACGAAGAAGAUUUGGAUAAAGUAUUAUGGAGGUGCAACCUGGAUAGGCUCAAGAAUUUAGAGGUUAACAAAACUGGAGUAGAUCCUUGGCUUGGGAUAAUGUAUAAAUCAUAUUUCAGGCUUGGUUCGGUUGGUGACUGGAAGAAUAGCUUAUCACAGGAAAUGAAAGAACGACUUGACGAAGUUACUCGCAAGAAGCUUGAAGGAUCUGGUCUGGUUUUUGGAGCUUAAUUCUUCAAAUGAAAAAUCAUAUGCAUGUAGCAUCGAUCUUGCUGUAGAACUGAUAUCAUUUCUUACUGUGAUUUUGUUUCACAAAUCCUUUUGAUUUCUGAUAGCAUUAGUUUCUUCCCAAU